Taeniopygia guttata (zebra finch) is the source of this 6558-nucleotide messenger RNA. RefSeq names its product solute carrier family 44 member 2 (CTL2 blood group) (gene SLC44A2). Gene Ontology annotation, biological process: transmembrane transport. NCBI's taxonomy places the organism in Eukaryota, Metazoa, Chordata, Aves, Passeriformes, Estrildidae. Gene Ontology annotation, cellular component: membrane. Gene Ontology annotation, molecular function: transmembrane transporter activity. The record is from RefSeq and is a predicted model, not a curated record.
CGUGCCCCCCGUUUUUCCGCGGGCGGGGCUCCCCCCGGGCCGCCCUUUGUUCCCGGUGCGCGGGGGGGGACCGCAGCCCUGACAUCACCGGCGGCCUAUGGGCGCCGCCGCCGCCGCCGCCGCUCCCGGUGAUUUAUUUACCGAAGGAGAACCGGGGCGGGGAUGGGACCGGCGUCACCGCGGGGGGAGCGGGCACCGCCCGCCGGCCCUUCCCGGCAGGAACCGGACAUUUCCCGCCCGUUCCCGACCUCUGCACUGGGCUUGGCGGGGCCGCACCGCGCCCCGGGGCUUCCCGGUACCGGAGCCGCAGCUCCUCGGUUUGCCCCGGUGCCUGAAUUCCCCGGUAACCCCGGGAUCGGAGCUGCCCCGGGUUCCCUCCGGUGCCACCCGGAGACGGAGCCAGGUCUCGCCGGUGCCCCCCGGAGCCCCCCGGAGCCCCCCGGAGCCCCCCGGUGCCCCCCGGUGCCGGUGCCCGCCCCGCCGCGCUCUCUCCGGGGCGGGGUUCGGGCCCCGUCCGUGCCCCGGAGGGCGGAUUUUGGGGGGGCCGUGACGGAGGCGGGGUCGGCUGAGCCCUGCCCAGCCCGGCCCAGCCCAGCCCGGCCCGGCCCGGGGCGAACGGGGACGGAGCGGGGACGGCGGCGGGACCGGGGGAUCGCCGGGAUGGGGGGACACGGGGACAACUACUACGGCAAACACGGAACGCCACAGAAAUAUGACCCGACUUUCAAAGGUCCCAUCUAUGACAGGGGCUGCACCGACAUCGUCUGCUGCGUCCUGCUGGUGGUGGCCAUCGUGGGCUACGUGGUGGUCGGCGUCGUGGCCUGGACCCACGGGGACCCCCGGAAGGUGAUCCACCCCACGGACAGCCGCGGGCAGUUCUGCGGGCAGCAGGGGACCCCCAACGAGAAAAAACCUUUCCUUUUUUACUUUGACAUCGUCAAGUGCGCCAGCCCGCUGGUGCUGCUGGAAUUCCAGUGCCCGACCACGCAGAUCUGCGUCAGCAAAUGCCCCGACCGGUACAUGACCUACCUGACGGCCCACGGGAAUGCGGCGGCGCUGCAAUAUUACCGGAAUUUCUGCACCCCCGAGUCCAAGAGCUCCAAGAAGGCUCCCCUGGAGGUGCUGCGGGACAAGGAGUGUCCGGCCAUGCUCAUUCCCAGCACCCCGCUGGCACGGAGAUGCUUCCCAGCCAUCCAGGCCAAGAAGGGCGUCAUCAUGGUGGGCAACGAGACCACCUACGACGACGGCCACGGGCGCCGCAGGAACGUCACCGAGCUGCUGGAAGGAGCCAAAAAAGCCAACGUGGUGCUGGAGACCCGGCAGCUGGCCAUGAAGAUCUUCGAGGAUUACACGGUGUCCUGGUACUGGAUCAUCAUAGGCCUCGUCAUUGCCAUGGUGGCCAGCCUCAUCUUCAUCGUCCUGCUGCGCUUCCUGGCCGGGGUCAUGGUGUGGGUGAUGAUCGUGAUGGUGAUCCUGGUGUUGGGAUACGGAAUCUUCCACUGUUACAUGGAAUACGCCAAGCUGAAAGGGGAAGCGGGGUCGGACGUGUCCCUGGCAGACCUGGGCUUCCAGACCGACCUCCGUGUGUACCUCCACCUGCGGCAGACGUGGCUGGCGUUCCUGAUCAUCCUGUGCGUGCUGGAGCUGGUGAUCGUCCUGCUGCUCAUCUUCCUGCGCAAGAGGAUCCUCAUCGCCAUCGCGCUCAUCAAGGAGGCCAGCAGGGCCGUCGGUCACAUCAUGUCGUCGCUGCUGUUCCCCUUGUGCACCUUCUUCUUGCUGUGCCUCUGCAUCGCCUACUGGGCCAGCACUGCCGUCUUCCUGUCCACCUCCAACGAGGCUGUUUACAAGGUGUUCAACGAGUCCGCGUGCCCGUUCUCCGGGCAGACCUGCAGGCCCGAGACCUUCAACACCAGCAACGUCACCAAGCUGUGCCCCGACGCCCAGUGCCUCUUCGCGUUCUACGGCGGCGAGACCGCCUAUCACAAGUACCUCAUCGUGCUGCAGUUCUUCAACGUCUUCAUGUUCUUCUGGCUCGCCAACUUCGUCAUCGCGCUGGGCCAGGUGACGCUGGCCGGCGCCUUCGCCUCCUACUACUGGGCCUUCAAGAAGCCCGACGACAUGCCGGCCUUCCCGCUCUUCUCCGCCUUCGGCCGCGCGCUCCGGUACCACACCGGCUCGCUGGCCUUCGGCUCGCUGGUCCUGGCCGUCGUCCAGGUCAUCAGGGUCACCCUGGAGUACCUGGACCACCGGCUGAAAGCUGCCGAGAACAAGUUUGCCAAAUUCCUCCUGAGCUGCCUCAAGUGCUGCUUCUGGUGCCUGGAAAAAUUCAUCAAGUUCCUCAACAGGAAUGCCUACAUCAUGAUCGCCAUCUACGGCACCAACUUCUGCACCUCGGCCCGGAACGCGUUCUUCCUGCUGAUGAGGAACAUCAUCAGGGUGGCCGUGUUAGAUAAAGUCACGGAUUUCCUCUUCUUCCUCGGCAAGCUCCUCAUCGUGGGAAGCGUGGGAAUCCUCGCCUUCUUCUUCUUCACCCACCGGAUAAAGCUGGUCCAGGACACGGCACCGCCGCUGAACUACUACUGGGUCCCAAUUCUGACGGUGAUCGUGGGCUCCUACCUCAUCGCCCACGGCUUCUUCAGCGUGUACGGCAUGUGCGUGGACACCCUCUUCCUUUGCUUCUGUGAAGAUCUGGAGAGAAACGAUGGAUCUCCGGAGAGGCCUUACUACAUGUCCCCCGAGCUCAGCGAGAUCCUGCUGAAGGGGCACCUAGAACCUUCCAAAAGCGCCGAUAGCCAAGGCUAGGGCGGAGGCCGCGGGACCCUCCCGGCCCCUGACCCCAGCAGCGACUCCCGCGGUGCCACUGUGUCCCCUGGAAGUCCUUCGAGGGUGGCGGGCGCCGACCCUCAGUGCCCGACGGUGUCCGAUCUGCCUUCCUGCCCAAAAUUCCGUGUUCCUGCGCCUAGAGACCCGCCCGGUGUCGGCCGGGGCUGCGGUGGCGCCCGGCGAGGAGCGCGGUGCCCGGAGAUCGUCGCGGGGCUUUGAGGCAGAGAUCUUUGCUCCUGAGGGAGGGCACGAGGGAUCCCGCGUGGAGGGACAGGGCUCUGCGGGUUCCGCCACCCCAAACUGGUCUCUGGGUGUUUCCUCUGUGUCUGCCUCAGCCAAGAGCACUCAAACUUUCUUUGCCCUUUCCUUGCAGUUUCCUCACCCUUUUCCUCCCCCCGUUUCUAUGCAAACCACGAAAUUUUGAAGGAUUCCGGGCGAGGUUGCAGAGCUUUGACUUCACACCCGCUGCUUUAGCCCGGCUUGUCCCUUUUCCCAGCCACCACAGGAGCCGUCGCCGGUGGCCAUCGGGACUUGGUGGCCGCUGGGACUUGGGGGGUUUCACUCCAGGCAUGGGAGGGGGUUGGGAUUUCUCCUCCAGACAGCCCAGAAAUGAUCAAAUUAAAAAAAAAAACAGCUCUUGUGGCUCGGCCUCAGCCACAGCUCCCAGCCAGCCUCUCCCAGGACAAAGCCCUGCUGUUGGUGCUCCCAUUGCCAUCAGAAGGAUCCAAAUCCCUCUCCAAACACCCCCUGGGCGUUGCAAGCCCGGAGCUUUGUGGCUUUGUUUGGUUUCGGGGUGUUGUUUUUUCCACGGCUGGGAUUUUCCAACCUCGUUGGCACGAGGGGAAUCGCUUUGCAUUGGCUCCAGAGCUGUUGGGAAGAGCUGAGGGGUCCCUCCUGCCCUUGGCUCUGUUCAACUUUCCCCCUCGAGAAGCAAAACGCCCAAAUUUCCUCUUCCUUCUCAAUCCUUGCGGCCAUUCCCGGGUUUGCUGUGUCAGAGAGAGGAAAACCCCGUUCCUCGAGGAGCCCAGAGGAUUUGUUUAACCUGGGAAUGGUUGUUAGAGGAUCCCAGGAGCCUCCGUCACACCAACCCCACAUCUGCCCCCGCCGUGGGGCCGGGGAUUUGUCUUUGCAGUGGAAGACCUGGAGCGCAACGACGGCUCGGCGGAAAAGCCGUACUUCAUGUCCCAGAACCUGAGGAAGCUGCUCAAGAAGACCAACAAAGGCCAGCCCGACGCGUAGCGCCCGUCCCGCGUGGAAUUCGCCUCUGCGGACCUUGGGCAGCGCGGGCGGAUUGGUAAAAUGCAGAUUUUUGAUGACUCGGCCUUAAAUCCUUGCGCUGGUAACGACGACGAGCUUGUCACCGCUAAGGAGCCGCGGCGCCCCGUGCCAGUGCCGCUCCUGGGGCAAAUCCCAGUUCCCGAGGGUCAGCGGCUCCAGAGCGAGUUGGAUUGUGUUUGAUCCCGUUUUGGUCCUGGUGAGCCCUUCUCGGGUGGCUUUCCUCGGGGAUCCGAGCGGAUCCGGGCGCGGGAAGGAGCCGCGAGGUUCAGGCAGCUCCUGGUGGGGCGUUUUCCUCGUGCCUCCCCUAAAAGUGGAAUUGUGGCUGUGCAUUCCUGCCCCCAGAGAGCUGGGACGGGCUGGCAUCGCUUCCAUCCCUCGCUGCCCUUUGCCGACACCUGAGGGCCCUGGUUUGGGCCCUAAUUAAUUAAUUAUUUUAAGAAUAAGCUAAUUUGUGCUUUUGUAGCCACUCCCGAGGGGUGAAGGUGGAGGGGAACGAGGGGGCUGUGAGCAGAAUUUGGGUUUGAGGCUCUGUCCAGCUCUUGCAUCUCUUGAGGACCUGAGGAAUCCACAGAUUCCUCCCCAAAACGUGCAUCUGGCUCCCCAAAUUUGUCAGUUCAGGGCAAAGCCCUUCAGCUUCCCAAGUAAUUCACUCGCAUCAGGGGUUUUGGGACCCCCCCCCAGGACAUGGGGAAGGGGCAUGGAUGGACCUGGAGGGAUUUUGGUUUCAUUCCAGGUGAUUUUGGCAAAGCCGUGGCAGCCAACGCCGGCCUCCAGCCAGGAGGGGGAAAAAGGGAUUUUUUUUUUUUUUUUUUUUUUUUUGGUGUGGAAAACGGGUCAAUUAACUCUAAAAUGUAACUAACUCAAACCUAAAAUGUAACAGAAUUAACCCUCAGACCCGCUGCAGCCACAGGAGCAGGACCACCACCAACAAUUGGGCUUUUUUGGGGGCUCAUUUGUUAAAAAAUGAUUUUAAAAUGCUCUGAGGCUUUGGGGGACAAUUCCCAUCUCCCACAGGCUGGGGGGAUCCCACCUUUCCCCCUCCCAGUGCUCACCUGGGAUCCCUCCAGGCACUGAGGGAUCCCUUUGGCUUUUUUUUAUCCCAAUUCCCCUUUAGGUUUUUGUAUCGUCCAGGGGAACGUUUCUAUGGCAUUAUCCAAUCUUUUGGUGGGGGGCUUUUGUAUAUUUUGCUUUUCCAGGAUGUUUUUGGUUGUGGUUAUUUGGAGCUUUUCCAGUGAAUUUCUGGGGGCACGUUUUAGUUUCUCUGACGCCGCCGGGCAGAGCUUCCCUAGCUGGAAUCAAACACUCUGAUUUCUCUAAUUUUUCUUUUUAAAAUUCCCUAAAUGCUCACUUUUCCCCCUCGUUUUUCAGCGCAGCUGAUCAAUGGGCAGUGGAGGAGUGCAAGGGAAAAUUGAAGCCAAAAAAAAUGAAGGAAAAGGUAAAACUAGAAAGGUGAAAAGGGAAAGACAGAGAAAUGAAGGGAAAGGUAAAAACAAAGCUGAAAAAGUAACAGUAAAGCUCCACAGAAAAGAUCAAAUUAAUCUAAAAAGAGGCAAAUCCUCCUUGUUUGGGAUAAGUGGGAAUAAUCCAGGGAAUAAUCACCAGACCUUGUUCCACUUACAGCCAUUCCAGCACCUCCAGCACGUGUCCUGCAGCUCCUGAUGCUCGUUCUGGAUAAUUCAGUUUUCUUCCCUCCCUGUGCAGGUUUCAGGGUGGAUUUGGUUUUAUAUGUUCGUGUUGGGGGCCGAAUUCUCCCUCACUCCUCAAUUUUUAGCCGUUUUCCUCCUAAAUCCUGACCCUUUGGGUGUGGGAACCCUGUGGGAAGCAGCUGAGGAGUGGCAGGAACUGGGUUUAUUUGCUCCAAAAGGCAAAGGACAGCAGGAAUUUGGAAGGCUGGAAGGAGGAGUGGUGAAGGAGAGAAGAAAUUUGGGAAAAUGUGCUCCUGGGGAAGCCGGGCUGGCUCGGCUGCCUCCCAGCAGCACAGGAUUUGAGGAGAAUUCAGGAUUUUUAUUGCAAAUAAACCCAAGUGGCUUUUUAGAGGUGAUGGGGAGCAGUGAGGGAAAUAUUCUUGUAAAUUAGGGGUUUUUUUUGGAAAACUCAGAGCAAGGGCAGCUGUCUGGGGGAAUUUGGUGUCUGGAAAAGCUUCACUCCAAUACUGGGUUCCUGCUUCCAGGAUAAAACUCUGUGUUCGAGGCAUUAAAUGAUGGAAUUUAGGAAUAACAGCGCUUUUUUCUCCUGUCUAGAAAUGCGGCUUGUGUCCCUACAAACGCCAUGGUUCUGUGGGCAAAGAAAACAACCCUAAAUCCUAAAAAAAAAAAAAAAAAAAAAAAAUUGCUAAACGUGCAGGGGUGAUGUUUUACAGGAAAAUGCUCAUUUUUCGUGUGUUUUUGAGGCAUUAAGGGUGCUGUGACACUCCGGAGUCUCUGCGCGGUUCCGACAAUAAAAAAGUGCCUGUUUGGA